UCUAUCUUCGGGAUGAACCGGAGCCUCUGACGGGUUUUAUUGAGAAGCUCCGCCGGACUCGGCCGCCCUCUCCCGGCCAGCUUGACGCCGGCAGCCCCUCUCAGCCUCCAUUCAUUUGGCUCCGUCCAGCAGCGGCCCUCCCUCCGUCUCUCCGCCUGAAACAUGGCUGCUCCGGCGGUGCAGCUGAGGAGCUCCGGCCCGCCGCUCUGCCCGAGCUUCGCGGAGGUCUGCUCGUUCCUGGAGCGGUACGGCCCGGCGCUGGACCUGCCCGAGAUGACGUUCCCGCAGAUGGAGCGCUAUCUGCGGGACACGACGACAGUUCCUAAACCUCUGGUGGACCUCCAUGUGAAGCUGCUGAGGAAGCUGGGCCGGUCAGUGACCACGGACCGCUGGGAGAAGUACCUGGCCAAGGUGUGUCAGGAGCUGAACAGUACCUGGGCCUGGGAGCUGGAGCAGAAGGGCUACCAGGAGAUGUCCAUGGAGUGCAAGUCCAGCAUCCUGAAGUAUCUCUGCGAGUGUCAGUUUGACGACAACCUGAAGUUCAAGAUGGUGGUGAAUGAUGAGGAUCCGGAGAAGAUGCGCCUGCAGCCAAUCGGCCGGGACCGGCAGGGCCUGAUGUACUGGCUGCAGCUGGACCAGGACCAGAACAUCCGGCUGUACACAGAGGAGCAGGAUGACCUGGAUGGGUCCACCUGGAAGUGCAUCGUCAGGACUCGUAAUGACCUGGCUGAGGCUCUGGACCUGCUGAAGGCUCAGGUUGACCCAAACUACAGUCAGGACCAGAACCAGAACCUGGCUGGAUCCAGGAGCACCAGCCCCACUCAGAAAGAAGCAGGCGAUGCGGCCGUUGGAAGCAGCGAACCGGAAUCCUCCAGACCUGCAGAACAACACGAUGACAGUAAGAAGGUGGAACCUGAGAACGAAGAGAAACCUCCAACGGCAGCAGUUAAACAGGAAAUCGCUGAAGCUGUGGUGAAAGAAGAGCUGCCGCCUCACAAACCAUCCGUCAUCGACAACCACGUCAGCACCAUCACCACCGUCAUAAAGUCUGAACUCAAGGAUGCCGACACCCCGAAGAACGCCGUGUCAGUCGUCAUGGCGCCUGGCACUGCUUCCACGAAGCAGGAAGUGAACAGGGAGGAGGAGGCGGAGCGAGCUAUCGUCAGGAACAACCAGCAGGCCAAGAUACCACUGAAGAAGAGGGAACUGAAGCUGGCCGAGAGCUUCCACAGCAACCACCUCAACAGCAGCAGCAGCAGCAUCAUCGUCUGCAACCCGGCUGCCAUCCAGAACAAGGACGGGAAGCUGCCCACCUCGCUGGCGCCUCCCGGAGGUCCAACCACCUCGCAGCAGCAGCUGGUGGCAUCAAGACCGGAGCUGACCAACGGGAGAACGUCCGUACUGCUGCCGCACAAAGAAGGGCAGAACGGUGUCAUUGGCGUCAUCGGGCAGGUCGGCGUCAUCGGUCACAUCGGCGUCAUCCGGAGUCCAUCCGAGCGCCACAGAGCCCCCGGUACUGAGCAGCAGGAGCUCAACGGGCCCAUCUUGGAGCUCCGGAGCUCCAGAACCCUGGAGGAGGACAGGGAGGUGAGCCGGCAGUCGGUGCUGGUGAGGAAAGGACUUGCUGAUCCUCCUCCUGCAACAACUGAAACUCCCAGAAAACCACCGUCAUCCUUAAAACCUGAUCAGCCUGAAGACAGAACAGUGGAGGCCGUUUCCUCGAAGUCCACAGAGGAACCCAGCAGACCAGCAGCAGAAUAUCAGACCGAAAAGACCAUGGAAGAGCAGUUAGAUAAGAACAAGAAAAGUCCUCAACAGGAGAAUGAUGAAGCUGAGGAGGCGUCCAGACAACGUGCUGCGGAAGCAGGAAGUAAAGAUGACAACGAAAAGAAAGAAAAGAUGGAGGAGGAAUCUGGAGACGCUGUUCCACCUUUAAAAGCAGACCAGAAGGACCAGAAGGACCUUCAGGCUGGAGGGGUGAACGGCGGUUUGGCUGUCCAGGUCCGGCUGAAGGACUCUGGAUCAGAGGAGAGGAAAGGUCCGCUGGAGGAAGCUUCAUCUGAGCUCCAGAAAGAAGGAAUCAGGCUGAAGAUAAAGAUUCCUCCUCACCGGAGAAACAAGUUAAAGAAAGGAGGGAAAGAGGAGGAGAAGGAGAGACAGCAAGAGGUGCAGGAGAAGGGGAGGCCACUGAGGAGAUCUGCAAGGAUCUGCAGAUCCUCUGCUUUGCCAACCUGCAGGCCGAGCUCGAAGGCGGCUGAGAGCCAGAGAAAGAAACCUCCGAGAAAACAGGCUCAGCUGGCCAGAAGGAGGGAGGAGGAGGAUGAGGAGGAGGACGAGGAGGACGAAGAGGAGCAGAGCUCAGCUACAAAGAAAGACAGAAGAGCUGGACCGGUGGGGCCGAUGAGGAAACGAAGGGGUAAACGGAGGCACCACCAUCCUCGAUGGUCCAACAUCCGAACAAAGAGACGCAAACCCAACGAAGACGAGUUGGAGCGAGUCAGGAAGAGACACGAGGAGGACAGCGAAGGAGGCAGUGAGUCUGAGGAGGACUCGUCUAAGUCAGAGGAGCUUCCCAGUGAGGACGCCUGCACCCACUGUCGUCUACCCAACCACCCGGAGCUGAUCCUGCUGUGUGACUCAUGUGACAGCGGAUACCACACCGCCUGUCUGAGGCCGCCCCUCAUGCUGAUCCCAGACGGAGAAUGGUUCUGUCCACCGUGUCAACAUAAGCUGCUGUGUGAGAAGCUGGAGGAACAUCUGCAGAUUCUGGACAGCGCUCUGAAGAAGAAGGAGCGAGCAGAGAGAAGGAGGGAGCGGCUGGUGUACGUCGGGAUCAGCGUGGAGAACAUCAUUCCUGAGGGAGACGAGGAGGAGGAGGAGAAAUCUGCCAAGAAGAAAGAUCCUAAGAAGAGUAAAAACCUGGGGAGGAGAUCGACCAGAACAAGGAAACACAUCAGCUACAGGUUUGAUGACUUUGAUGAUGCCAUCGAUGAGGCCAUAGAAGAAGAUUUCAGGGAUCUGUGUGGAGGAACUGGGCGGGGCAGAGACAUCACCACCGUCCUAUCAGAGGACGGGAAGGAGAGCCAGCGGCCAAUCAGAAGCCAGACUCACGCAGCCAGGAGCAGGAGGAGACGGAGACUGAAUGACCUGGAGAGCGACAGCACAGCGGCGGAGAGCGAAGACGAGUUCCUGAUCAGCAACAGCUCCGAGGAUGAGGAGUUCGGAGCCUCGGCGGCCGACGAUGAUGAGGAGGAGGAUGAAGAUGGCGGCAGCGACGCGGGCAGCUGGGACAGCGGGACACGUCCCCGCCGGACCAUGAAGGCAACGCCCAAACACAAAGCCAACAGAACCCAACGGAGAGGCAGAAAGAAGCUGAGACAACGUCGAAGACGCUCCUCUGAAGAGGAGGAGGACAGCGAUGAAGAGCUGGACUCGGAUCACUUCAGCGACAUGACUGACAGCGACGCUGAAAGGAAGAGGCGGGGCCUGAGGCGGGGCCAGCGGCAGCAGGUCAACUACCGCGAGACGUCCGAGUCUUCAGACAACUCCAGAACAUCUGCCUGCAAGGAGAAGCCCAGACCCCGUGGCCGGCCACGCAAACAGCAUCUCUCCAGCGACUACAGCAACGCUUCGUCCUCCAGAGACUCGGAGGAGGAGGAUGACUAUGAAGAUGAAGAGGAGUACAACCACAGGAGGAGAGUGAACCGGAGGAAGAGAGACGACGAAGACCUCUGCAGGAAACGAAGGAGGUACGAAGAUGAGGACGACGCUGGAGAAGGAGGCCGGCGGCUGAAGAGGAGGCUGUCAGAGGAGGACGCAGACCGGCGGAGGAGGUUAAAGAGGAUGGACCAGGAGGACGAAGACCUGGAGAAGAUGGGCCGAGGGAAGAGGAGGGAGAUGCUGUCACAGCAGCGCCGGAAACGCCUUGCUCAGAUGCUGAAGAAACGGCGGCCAUCAACGGACGAAGAGGACGAGUCGGAGGAAUCGGAGUCAUCCUCGGAGGAGGACCGGCCGGUCCGCAAAAGACUCAACCGGAUCGACUCUGAUGAUGACGAGGAUGAGGAGGAGGACAAGGAGGAGGGGAGGCAGAAGAGCAGGAAGUGUUCGGAGAGGAAGGCCGACUACAAGAACGACAGCGACGCUCAGGAAAAGGGGAGGGGCUGCAGCCUGUCUCCGUCUAACGGACAUCGGACCUCCAGAGGCCCCAUGAAGCCUGGGGUUGGGAGUACCACUGUGCCCAGGGACAGUGCUGCCUCAGGCAGGCAGGGCCGGCACAAUGGCCCCCUACAGCCGGAGGAGGAGGAGGAGGAGGAGGAGGAGGAGGAGGAGGGUCAGACGGACUCUGUAAACUCAGCGCUGAACGCUCUGCAGUCAUGAUGGCUGCUGGUUUGAAGAAUGUUUCUUUGCUUUUCUUUCCAUCUCUGAACCCUCCACUUCUUGUCUUCUUCCUGCUGUCGUAUUGUAUUAGAGUACAAUCCAUCCCCAGAACCUCCCGUUACCUUCUCCUCCAUCCCCAGAACCUCCCAUUACCUUCUCCUCCAUACCCAGAACCUCCCGUUACCUUCUCCUCCAUCAUUAGAACCUCCCGUUACCUUCUCCUCUAUCCCCAGAACCUCCCAUUACCUUCUCCUCCAUACCCAGAACCUCCCGUUACCUUCUCCUCCAUCCCCAGAACCUCCCAUUACCUUCUCCUCCAUCCCCUCUGAACAGCGGCCGAAGCCUCCAGGACUUCAGGACACGAUUCCUAACUUCCGCCUGAAGGUCCCACAGCGAUGAGUCGGCCUCAGGAGUUAGUCUGUGGUGUACCUCGUUCUAAAGCACUUCAUCAUUCUCAUAGCACUUAAUGAGCCGCCGAAGAGGGUCUGACCGAACACCUGGACCGGACCUAAUCCAGCACUGAACCGGGUCAGCCAGUCCAGACAGCAGUAGAGUCCAUCUAGGCUGCGACUACUCACUGGUUUGGUUUUUAUACACCAAGCAUUUAGAUAAGAUUGAUUCUAGAGAGGUAAAACCCUGAUUCAGACCCUGAUGGCUGCAGGUGAGCUGGGCUGGAACAUCUGUAGAACCUUAAAGGUGAACUUACCUGGUUCUAGCAGCUCCAUGAGGGGUGGUUCUGAUCCAGAUGUUCCAGCAGUGUUCACUGUCAGACCCUUGGCCAGCGGUUCACGUUCGCUGUACAUAGUUUGCCUAUACGCUGUUCCUGUAAGAUAAUAGAUGUUCUGUUCUCUUAGUAAAAUAUAGUGUUCUAUUUUCUAUAUGAAGGCGAGGAGAGAUGCUGCUGAGGACGUGAAGAUGAUCAGCUUCUAGCUUGUUGUGUUUCAGAUCCUUCAUUUGUGGAUAUUUACAUAUAGCAUCAACCAAACCUGGAAAGAUUCCCCCUGACCUCCUCAGAAUCAGCUGAUCGUUGAUCUAAAGUAACUUCAGUUUAUUUAAUGAAGCAAAGUUUGACCUUCAGACUGAGAAUGUUUUCAUUUCUGGGGCUCGAAACUUCACAAGUAGAUAGACACCAUUUCUACUGUGAAGCAUGGUGGUGGCAGCAUCAUACUUAAAGCACAGUGGUGACAGCAUUAUGAUUAAAGCACGGUGGUGGCAGCAUCAUGAUGAUUAAAGCACGGUGGUGGCAGCAUCAUGAUGAUUAAAGCAUGGUGGUGGCAGCAUUAUGAUGAUUAAAGCACGGUGGUGGCAGCAUCAUGAUGAUUAAAGCACGGUGGUGGCAGCAUCAUGCCUAAAGCACGGUGGUGGCAACAUCAUGAUUAAAGCACGGUGUUGACAGCAUUAUGAUUAAAGCACGGUGGUGGCAGCAUCAUGAUGCUCUUGGCAGCAGCCAUGGGGUUGUACAGUUAGGAGGUUAAAGGAUACCAGUGAUUCUCUGGAUUUCAAGGACCUGGAACUCUGGAAAUAUUCCCAGUAUGAAGGUAGAACUCUGAUCAUUGAUAAAGAACCAGAUGUUCUGAGGAGGUUCUGAGGAGGUUGUAGGGAUGGUACUGAUUGGUUGUUGUGAAGUGGAGCAGCUUGGAGGUCAUCAGUAAAAUGUCUUUAAAGUCUGAAGAAUCUUCAUUCUUCUGGUGGAGGAAUGGAACACUGAUGAACUCAUCUCUGUUCUGCUUUAGUCGGUUCCUGAAGACGUUCCUCUGAUCGCUUCACUCUGAACUGAAGGCUGAGCUUCAUUUUAGUCCUUCUGUCGGUUGGAAGUUUGUUUCUAAAGCAGCAUUCUGACCUGAACGUCUACGUAGGAACCUGCUGUAGAAGAUCUCCACUGAUCAUCCAGUUCUCUGGUUCUCAUGUAGGACCCUGUGGAAAGGAUGGAACAAUCGGCAAAAUAACUCAAUGCUGCUGAUGGUUAGAGAAAAUAUAUUCAGAAAAAUUCAUUUUGUACAAGUUUAGAUCGUAAAUAUCCAGAAAGUACAAACAGAACCAACACCAGGUUCCUCUAUGAAUUGUUAUUGAUCUCCUCUGAUUUCUGGACAACCUUCAGCCCUCAACAUCCAUCUAAAGACGGCUUUUAUCUCACUUUGAUUCAAUGAGUUCACAUUUUUCUUCUGUUUUUAAAGCAUCCUGGUGACUUCUGACGAGUCCCAGGACUAAAGAGUCCAACCAGACGGCGAUCUGGUUUCAUUAGAAGAACCAGCAUUCUUUUAGAACCUGCUAGAACAUUCAGAGGAUUCUGAUCAGAACUAAUGAUGCUAACGGACCCAGUCGUCUGAUUUAUUCCACAUAAAACCAACCAAACUUGAACAAAGUUCUGCCUGAACCUCCUCAGAACCUUCUGGACCUUUAUUAAUGACCAGAGUUCUACCUUCAUACUGGGAAUGCUUCCAGAGAACGUCCAGCCAAUGUUCCGAGAGAGACUAAACUUAAAGACUGGAAUCAGGAAAGGAGAAUGUCCCCUGGAGAAAGUUCUAGAGUAGACCUACCGACAACUGGAGAAAAUUCUAGUUCUAGAACUUUCUCCAGGGGAUGUUGUCCUCUAUGGACUUCAAGGACCUGGAAGUCUGGAAAUAUUCCCAGUCUGAAGGUAGAACUCUGAUCAUUGAUGAAGUUACUGCACAUGAAGAUCCAGAAGGUUCUGAGGAGGUUCUGGGUGGAGGUCUUCUCAGGUUCUGGUUGGUUCUAUGUUGAAUAAUCAGAGUUUCUGUUCUUAUGUUGUAUAGAAAAGUGUCUUCUGGGGUAAAAAUGUAUUUUUCUAGAUUAAUUCCAUCUGGUAAAAGCAAACUGAAGAGGACCUGUGACAUGAGGAGCAGUUUUUUCUUCUUCCAUUCCAUCUGAACUCUGGUUUUGGUUGCUCCAGAGUUUCCAUGCAGCUCAUUAGUCUGAUGUUUAAGGACUGAUGUUCUCUGGCUGUUUUAACGUUCUAUGUUGAUAAGAACUCAAACAUCUACUUCAUCAGUCUGUAGAUCAGGAACAUGACCCAGACCUGCUGAUUCUAGAAGAAAGCUUUUGGUUUUUAGUCGUCUACAUCUGAUCUGUAGAGAUGAAGCCUCAUUAUUAAAUGUUCUUUCAGGCACAUCCUGUUGAACCUCAGUGUAAACUGGGACUUCUGGAGAACCCCGAGAUCCUCUGAGAACUAGAGUUGGUCCUCCAGCAUCCAGACAGUAGAAGCUCUGAAGAUUCCGACAGUCCUUCAUCUCUGUUGUACUGUUCCUGUAGUUCUGCUGUAACAUAAAUGUUUUCUAAGUUAUUAAACAACAUCCAGCAUCUCCUCAA
Molecule: messenger RNA, 7704 nt
Organism: Amphiprion ocellaris (clown anemonefish)
Lineage: Eukaryota; Metazoa; Chordata; Actinopteri; Pomacentridae
Gene: rsf1a
Product: remodeling and spacing factor 1a
Exons: 18
Coding region: 163-4377 (1404 amino acids)
Biological process (GO): regulation of DNA-templated transcription
Cellular component (GO): RSF complex
Source: RefSeq, a predicted model, not a curated record